Molecule: messenger RNA, 861 nt
Organism: Rubroshorea leprosula
Lineage: Eukaryota; Viridiplantae; Streptophyta; Magnoliopsida; Malvales; Dipterocarpaceae
Source: the annotation of a GenBank genome assembly
UCCUUCGUCUCUUCCUUUCCACCCUCUCUCUCUCACUGCAAGAAAAAUGAUUCAGAGCCAAAGAAGCAAUCUUGAACAUAUGAAAUCUUCGCAUGGAUUGUUGGUAUAACGUAAAUAGUGAAGGGUAAUAAUGGGUGUGGGAGGCAAAUUUUGGGAACUUCUAAAACCCUACGGGCGCCAUGAAGGGUUUGAUUACCUGAGGGACAAGCGGCAAGAGAGCUCAUUUCAAGUCUUCUUGUGAAUACUGUGGAACAACUAGCAAUGAGAGUUGUAUUAAAAAGUUGGAGGGGUUUAAAUGCGAUUGCCCUCCUUGUCUUGGGGCAUAGUUUUCUUGGCUACCCCCUACCCCCCCAAGCCUGGCUCUUAUUCUUGAACCCUGCUGCUGGGUUCGAUGGAACCCAAAUUGGUGUCUUUCUGGGCAUUCUGGCGUUUGGCUUUGCUUGGCUUUGCUUGAAUCAGAGGAGGAAAGUUGUUUAAGAGAGGGAAGAAAGGAAGUGAGAAGAAGAAGAAGAACCAACGGCAAAAACAGAGAUGGAGUUGUGCAAUUCUAAUGAUGAAUUUGAGAAGCUCGUUAUAAAGUAGAGCACUCCCAAGUUUGUUCUUCCUUCUCCCUCAAACCCUUUUCGCGAUUUUCAGUACUGCUCCUUCAACCAAACAUGUAUUAGUUUGUUUGGUUCCCCAUGUGUUAUCUUGUUGAUUUUGUUCAUUAUUUCGAGCUUUUCUAAGUUUUUGUUUUCUCUUUAAUCCUUCUUCCUUGUAGUUUGUUUUAAUUUUGUAAGGUUUUUAUGACACACCUCCUUAGGCCCUCUUAGUCCUAGAAGAGUUCGGAAACAAAAUUUAUAAUGAAGAAUUGCAGCGGAA